UCCGCGGCCGCGCCGCUGCUGCCGCAGCCGCCACCAGCAGAGCGCAUCGGGCUAGCCAAGCGAGUGGCUAGGGCGGGCGCCGAGGAGGGGCCGGGCCAGCAGGCGGAGCUCGAGGAGGACGAGGCAGCGUAUUGCCGGCGCUGGGGCGCACAGCACGCUGGGGCCCGCGAGCUGGCUGCCCUCUACUCUCCAGGCAAGCGCUUCCAGGAGUGGUGCUCUGUGGUUCUGUGCUUCAGCCUCAUCGCCCACAACUUGGUCCACCUCCUGCUACUGGCCCGCUGGGAGCACAUACCCCUCAUCAUACUGGGUGUUGUUGCAGGGGCUGUCAUCGCUGACUUCUUGUCUGGUCUGGUGCACUGGGGUGCUGACACGUGGGGCUCCGUGGAGCUGCCCAUCGUGGGGAAGGCUUUCAUCCGACCAUUCCGAGAGCACCACAUUGAUCCGACCGCCAUUACACGGCACGACUUCAUUGAGACCAAUGGGGACAACUGCCUGGUGACACUGCUGCCACUGCUCAACAUGGCCUACAAGUUCUGCACCCAGAGUCCUGAAGCCCUGGAGCAGCUGUACCCCUGGGAGUGCUUCGUCUUCUGCCUGAUCAUCUUCAGCACCUUCACCAACCAGAUCCACAAGUGGUCGCACACAUACUUCGGGCUGCCACGCUGGGUCACCUUCCUGCAGGACUGGCAUAUCAUCCUGCCACGUAAACACCAUCGCAUCCACCAUGUCUCACCCCACGAGACCUACUUCUGCAUCACCACAGGCUGGCUCAACUACCCACUGGAGAAGAUAGGAUUCUGGAGACGCCUGGAGGACCUCAUCCAGGGCCUGACGGGCGAGAAGCCUCGGGCAGACGACAUGAAGUGGGCCCAGAAGAUCAAAUAACUUCUCUGAGCCUGCCGCCUGGUUGCCAACCUUUCUCAGCCCCCAAACCGAAGCCAUCUGCCAAAUUCCAGCCUCUUCAAGCUGGUCCCUCCAGGUGGAGAGGACAUGUCCUGGGCUGGGCCCAGGCAUCCCCAGCCCACCCCUCGUGACACAGAAUACUUGAGCCACUGAUUUUUCAUUUCCUUUUUUCAUUUUCUUUCCUUGCCUCCUCCCCAGCCACCUGAGCUACUCUGUCUGCCAAGCCUGACUGCAGAAAAGGGAGCCCCCCACUGCCAGCCGUCCCUCGGGUAGAGACGAGGCUCACCCACUCCCAGCACACCUGCUGCCCCCUGCCCUGCUGGACAGCCCUUCAGCAUAGCUGGCAUUGGGGCUACUGAAUUGCCUCUAUCUGUCCCUCUUGUCUGGCCCCAGUGGUCUAGGGAGCCACCAGGCACACCUUAGUGUCCUUGGAGCAUUGUUCUGCCAUGGCUCGGCAAACUGACCCCAGAGGCCUGGGUGGGUGGGCAGCCCCAGCCACCACCUUCAUCCCAGCUUAUCUACCCAAGGAUGGCAGAGCUCAGCAAGGGUCUGAAGGCAGCUGGCCAGAAGAGGCCAGAACCUCCUGCCCAAGUCUAGAUGUCCCCAUCUCCCUGGCCCCCACCCCCAUCUGCCCGUGGGAUUCCAGCCAGACUGAUGUUUCCAGUACAUGGACAUCUUUGCAGGGCACAGCCCCUGCAAAGAGUCUUGGUCAUUUGGAAGGGGAAACAGUGUUCCCUCGGCCAGGGUGUGUCAGACAAAGAGUGGGGCUUUUUGUUUUUUGGGCUUUUUUUAAAGGUGCUUGCUUGUUUCAUGUAAAUAAUAGAAAGCCUUAAUAUCUUUUCUGUAACACGGAGUAAUAUUUUAAUGUCAUGUUUUAGAUGUACAUAAUAUAUUUAUAACAAAGCAGCAAAAGUCUACUUAA
Molecule: messenger RNA, 1825 nt
Organism: Galeopterus variegatus (Sunda flying lemur)
Lineage: Eukaryota; Metazoa; Chordata; Mammalia; Dermoptera; Cynocephalidae
Product: transmembrane protein 189
Exons: 6
Biological process (GO): ether lipid biosynthetic process
Cellular component (GO): endoplasmic reticulum membrane
Molecular function (GO): plasmanylethanolamine desaturase activity
Source: RefSeq, a predicted model, not a curated record